Molecule: messenger RNA, 1830 nt
Organism: Ambispora leptoticha
Lineage: Eukaryota; Fungi; Glomeromycota; Glomeromycetes; Archaeosporales; Ambisporaceae
Source: the annotation of a GenBank genome assembly
AUGUCAAGUCAAUCAAACAAACAGAAAAAGUCAAUAACCAGCAGCUCGUUUGCAUCUUCCGCUAAAGAAGAUGCUCGCGGUCAGAAAAUCACGAGCGACCCGCGUUUCGUGCAUGUGCAUCAAGACCCGCGUUUUAUUCGACCGAAGAAAAAAGACAUUAAAGUUACUUUGGAUAAACGAUUUGCUCAUAUGCUAAAGAACAAAGAAUUUAGCGAUGCUCCUAAGAUUGACAAAUACGGACGUCCACUUUCUUCGGAUCACUCGAAAAAAGAAUUAAAAAGAUUCUAUGUUUUAGACAAUGAUGAUGAUGACGAAUCUAAUAAUCGCCGUAGUCGUCUAAAAAAUAAAGAUGACAUCAUCUCUUCACAAAAGGAUCUAUAUGAUUUUUCACGUGGAAGAUUAGAUAUUUCUAGUUCUUCAUCCGAGGAUGAAGAAUCUGAAGAUGACGAUAACGCAUCAUUAUCAUCUUCUUCAACAUCUUUAAAUGAGUCCUUGGAAGAUCAAGAAGACACUGAACAAGAGGAGCCAAUCCCACUUGGUGAUGAGACUCGCAGAUUUGCCGCAAUUAAUCUUGACUGGGAUAAUGUAAAAGCAACAGACCUGAUGAAAGUUUUUUCUGGGUUUUGUACUUCGGGUACAUCUAUAAUUAAGUCUGUCAAAAUAUAUCCUUCAGAGUUUGGAAAAAAGCGAAUAGAAUUGGAAUCACGUGAAGGACCACCAAAAGAAAUAUUUAAAUCAUCAACAAAGGACCGAGAAGACGAAGAUAGCAGUGAUGAAAGCAGCAACGAUAUCAACGGUGAAAUGAAUGAUGCAUCUUCUAAUGAAUUUGAAGAAGCAGCGUUACGAAAAUAUCAACUUGAGCGACUGAAGUUUGAAUGUGAUAGUGUUGAAACAGCACGACAUGUUUACCAGCAAUGUGAUGGUGCGGAAUUCGAAAGUACGGCCAAUUUUUUUGAUUUACGAUUUAUUCCGAAUGAUAUGAAUUUUGAUGAUGAUCCAGUAGAUGAAUGUUAUGAGGCACCGGCUGAAUAUAAACCAGUUGAUUUUGUCACAGAGGCACUUCAACACUCAAACGUAAAGCUAACAUGGGACAAUGACGACCCCGAUCGUGUUCGACUAAUGCGAAAAUCAUUUACACAAGAAGAUUUAGAUAACAUGGAUUUCAAAGCGUACCUUGCUUCAUCGGAUGAGGACGAGGAGGAAGACGAAGAUAUCGCGAAAAAAUAUAAAAGUUUGUUAUCAUUGGCUAAUAACAAUGCUGAUGAUAAUAGUCGAGAGUUGCUGUAUGGCUCUGACGAUGAGCAUCAUGAUGAUCAGGAAAUGGAGGUUACUUUUACACCUGGAAUAAGCGAAUCUUUGGAGAAUGAAACAACAUUAGAAGCGUAUCUACGAAAACAACGCGAAAAAAAGAAAGCAAAGAAAAAGCUUCGACAAGAAAAAAUUAACAAGUUUUCGUUUGAUCAAGAUAAUGAUAACGACGAUUCGAACGAUUAUGAUGAGAUAAAAAAGAUUCAAAAAACGAAAAACAAUCCUCGAUUUGCAGCGCUUCAUGAGUCUCAUCAUUUUGCCAUUGAUCCCAGUAGUCCUCAAUUCAAGAGAACUAAAGCAAUGGAAAAGUUAUUGCAAGAACGACAGCGUCGUCAGUUACUUUUGUCGCAGGAAGGAGAAAGUAAAGGCGCUGCUGCUGCUUUUUCACAUACUCAAAAUAACGAUAAAAGUAUUGCAUCACGAGAUCCAAGUUUAUCAUUAUUAGUUAAAUCGGUAAAGCGGAAAAAUCUGUUGGCGGCAGAAAAACAACAGCAACGUGGCAAACGAAAAAAAAUAGAGUAA